This is a messenger RNA of Drosophila ficusphila, 842 nucleotides long. Its product is annotated as acylpyruvase FAHD1, mitochondrial. Gene Ontology annotation, molecular function: acetylpyruvate hydrolase activity. Lineage: Eukaryota; Metazoa; Arthropoda; Insecta; Diptera; Drosophilidae. The coding region runs from base 134 to 823 and encodes 229 amino acids. The transcript is spliced from 5 exons. The record is from RefSeq and is a predicted model, not a curated record. Gene Ontology annotation, cellular component: mitochondrion.
ACGUUGGCAACCCUAGGCAUCAGCUGUGUUCUCGAUCGCUCUCUUGUUUUUCUGUUGUUAUUUAAUUGAUAAACUUUCUGCGGGGGGCGCCUCUCCAGAUAACCCCCACUUUUAAAUUAAUAAACCUUGCGCAAUGGUGCAACUAACUAGAAUCCUGAGGAUGGCUUGCCGUGACCAAAACGCCGCCAACUUCUUGAGCGAAGGCAAGAAGAUUGUUGGAGUGGCUCUCAACUACAUGGACGUUGUAAAGGCCAGGAACGUUCCAGUCCCCAAGGAGCCACUCGUCUUCCUUAAGCCCACAUCCUCUUAUUUGCAAGAAGGACAGCCCAUUGUUAUACCCAAAGUUUUUACCAAGGUGGCCUAUGAAGUGGAGUUAGGCGUUGUGAUUGGAAAACCCUGCAAGAAUGUCUCUAAGGCAGAUGCCAUGAGCUAUGUAGCAGGUUACUGCCUGGCUUUGGAUCUCACUGCUCAGUGCAACUUGGGCGCAGCUCGAGCUGCGGGUCAUCCGUGGACCUUGGGCAAAGGAUUUGACACUUCCACGCCCGUCUCGAAAUUUAUACCCCUCGACCAAGUGAAGGACCCACACAAUCUGCCACUUUGGCUGACUGUCAACGGAGUGGUGAAGCAAAGGGGCUGCACCGCUGACUUAAUAUUUAAGGUGCCUGACAUAAUUUCGCAUGUGUCCAAGUACAUGACUUUAGAGCCAAACGAUCUUAUUCUGACCGGAACGCCUAACGGAUCGGAUGCUUUCAAAGCUGGCGAUGUGAUUGAGUGCGGAAUGGCGGAACUGACUAAAUUGACUUUCCAAGUGUGUGGAGAAUAAAUACAAAAUAGCAAAGCUA